Messenger RNA from Cuscuta europaea, 1509 nucleotides. Lineage: Eukaryota; Viridiplantae; Streptophyta; Magnoliopsida; Solanales; Convolvulaceae. The record is from the annotation of a GenBank genome assembly.
GCAAUAUGGGAUAAAAUGGAAGUAAUCCAUAAUUUUUCUUUCUUUGGAUGAGAAUCAUGAGAUAAGGCCAUAAAUGUAGGUUUCCUGGUCCAACACUUUAUACAUCGCGACACAUCAUCCUCAAAUCUUGAAUAGUCAAGAACUCCAAAUGAUCCUUCAAUUCUAAUUCUAUUACGGAGGAGAAGUAGUUCUUUUUCCGCUUGUUUAGUAUUCCCCUUUGUAUUUUUUCUUUCGCUGCUCGUAGCAGAUUUUGUUGAGUUCGGAGUUCCUGAGUGGACAUAAAUGGCGCUAAAUACCACUAAUUUCUUGUUAAUAGGAUAAACCAUUCAGUUGGUACUCACCCUGCUAACCUGCCUCGCCGCUCCCGACGGCGAAGUAUCCAUCUUUUUUUUAUCGUUGGAUUUUGCAAGAAGCUCACAACUUUUUUCUGAAAGAAAUGAUGUGGGAUGAUUGGGAUGACGAUGUACGACUUGGAGAAGAAAACGGCCACGAUGCUCGGCACCAGGAAGAACCACGCAGGCGAGACGAUGAAGAGGAACACGACGAUUCUUCUCACAUUAACUUUGAUUUAUUAUCUCUCAUUUCUAAUGCAAAGGAUUAUUAUCAGAUACUGGAAGUGGACUAUGAUGCUACGGAGGAGGCUAUUCGGUCCAACUUUAUCCGUCUUGCUCUGAAAUGGCAUCCGGAUAAGGUAAAAGAUAAGGGUAAUGCCACCUCAAAAUUUCAAGAGAUAAACACAGCUUAUCAAGUUUUGAUCGAUCCAGAAAAACGCCAGGAAUAUGAUAAAAAGGGGAUGCUCUGUGCCUAUGACCACAACAUAAUGGAUUAUCUAAACCGUAACAAGGGACUUAUUUUGACGUGCAACGGUCUCGGCGUGAAGAACUCGAUAUUGUAAAAAAACAACAAAAGAUUCAUGGGCGAUGCUUGCCAGCAUUGAAUCCUCCCCUUUUAGGGAGUACAUCUCUAUCACCAUAGCUGUUUUCUUUUUGUGUGUAGUAUUGUAUGUGACUAUGCUAAUUCACUAAUACCCCCACCCACCAUAUGAUCGGUGUAUGUGCGAGGCUUGUCUGCAUAAGUUCUGUCACUUCUGAUAGAACAAACGUCCUGAAGCCCGAUACCCUCCUCCCGCUGUUGUUUUCAUCUGUCUAUGGUGCUGCAUGGAAAAGGAAAUGCAAGAAGGAAACAUGUCACAGGGUAAUGUAAUCCUUUUCUGGAUUAUUUUUUGAAUGCAUUGCCUAGAGGUUUAUGAAAUAAUGCCUCCCAAGAGUAUGUGCAUUACUUUCCUCCAUAAAUAAACAGUAAGUCCUAAGGUACAAGCUAUGUGCCAUGAGGAUAGCACUCCCAGAAACAUGUGCACUUAAACUAUUGAUAUAUUAUGUGAAGAUUUUAGGCACAAGUGCCAUGUUGGUUUAGUAGAGUGACGAGUGCUUGUAUUUGCGAUAUCAUCAGUUCAAUUCUUGCUGGGAAUAAUUUGUCUAAAAAUAAAAUCGUGAUUGGGAGUUUGCACCA